Messenger RNA from Lachancea meyersii CBS 8951, 1782 nucleotides. The record is from the annotation of a GenBank genome assembly. NCBI's taxonomy places the organism in Eukaryota, Fungi, Ascomycota, Saccharomycetes, Saccharomycetales, Saccharomycetaceae.
AUGAGUUUCUCCGACGACGAAGACUUUAACGAUAUCUACGGCGACGACUCCAACGACGUGUCCAACACGACGUCCGCGACCGCUGCCAGCACUGGCCCCGAGUCUGCUAAAACUGAAGUGGUGAACGACUCUGCUGCGGCUCCCAAUCCGCAGGAAGCGACCACCACGACUUCUACCACCGACAAGGGCGUAGCAGCCGGAUCUGCAGCAGCCCCUUCUACCUCCGCAACGUCUUCUUUGGACCAACUGGCAGCACUUCAGGCGCUGUCAUCCAAUUUGAAUCAACUCCAGCAAGCCGCUAACGGAACCAACUCGGGGGCUGACACCACAUCACAGCACCAGCAACAACACUCAGCACAGGGCCAAGCUCCAGAACAGGCUCAAGACCGAAGUCAAGGUUCAACUGUGACCGGUCAAGCCACCUCUUCCACACCGGCCAUGCCAAGCAUGCCUAGCAUGCCAGGAAUGCCAGGAAUGCAAGGAAUGCCGGUAAUGCCAGGAAUGCCAAAUAUGCAACAGUGGCAACAGCUUCAACAACUGCAGCAGAACAUGCCUCAAUUCCAGCAGGCGGCCUCUCAAGCUGCCAUUCAAGAGAAGACCAAUAAAGCAGACCUGUCGCGCGACAUAUGCAAGAUGUUUAUCGGAGGUCUGAACUGGGAGACUACAGAAGACAACCUGAAGGAUUAUUUCUCCAAGUAUGGUGUGGUUACUGACCUCAAGAUUAUGAGGGACAACGCGACCGGCAGAUCGAGAGGGUUCGGGUUUUUGACCUUCGCAGAGGCCUCUAGUGUAGACGAAGUUGUAAAGACCCAGCACAUUCUUGACGGUAAAGUCAUCGACCCCAAGAGAGCCAUUCCUCGGGAAGAGCAAGACAAGACCGGUAAGAUCUUUGUCGGUGGUAUUGGUCCGGAUGUUAGACCUAAGGAAUUUGAGGAAUUUUUCUCUCAAUGGGGAACUAUCAUAGAUGCACAAUUAAUGUUGGAUAAAGAUACUGGUAGAUCUAGAGGUUUCGGAUUUAUUACUUAUGACACUCCAGACGCAGUCGACCGCGUUUGUGAGAAUAAAUUUAUCGAGUUUAAAGGUAAGAGAAUAGAAAUUAAAAGAGCAGAACCAAGGCAUUUACAGAAGCAGAUGCAGCAGCAGAAAACACAGCCUUUCGGCGGCUCUUCUCAAUUUAAUAUGUUUCAAAAUCCAAUGAUGGGUAACUUCAAUCCUAUGUUCAAUCCUCAAGCUAUGGCAGAAUAUUAUAAUAAAAUGCAAGAAUAUUACGCUCAAAUGCAACAGCAAACGGGCGUCGAUUAUAGUCAAAUGUAUCAACAGCAAAUGCAGCAAAUGCAACAGAUGAUGGGCGGUAUGAUGCCUGGAAUGGGUGCUAUGCCCGGAAUGCCAUCAGCUCAAUCAGAGACACCAACUCAGGAAUCCUCUGAUGUUCCAACAAUUGGAUCUGAAGACAAAGGUGAUGAGGGUGAUUAUAACGGAGAAAGAGAUGCAGACAGAAGGGCAGCUUCACCUCCGAUCAAUGCUCCAAGAGGUCCUAGAAUGGGUGGUUCGCGUGGCGAAAAUCGCGAUGGUAAUCGUGACUAUGGUCGUGAUAACAGCCGCGAUAACAACCGUGACAGUAAUCGCGACGGUAACCGCGAUGGCAACCGUGAUGGCAACCGCGAUGGUAAUCGUGGUAACUAUCGCUCCGGAUUCCGGAACCGUAAUCGCAGUGGUUACCGCGGUGGCCGCAGUGGCUACUCAAGACGUAACAAUAAUGGCUAUCAUCCUUAUUCUACUUAG